GCAAAUGAAUUCCCUGACCCCAUUGAAAAUUAGUCUGGAGUGAGGUGCUGCUACUUCACCCCAAUAUACUCAUUACAUCUUGCAAAAGGAGGAGAGAAGAAAGUUUAGCCAGCUGUCCCCAGGCAUACAAGAAAUCGGAGAGAAGCAGAGAAAUCUCUGCUUUGGGGAACUUGCAAUGCACUGGAAGAUGCUGUUCCUGUUCUUGCUGUAUUAUAAUGCUCAUGGCACUGUGCCACCCAGGUGGAACCGAGCUAUGAUUUUUCCAUCAGCUCAGCGUGUGAAGAGAUCCUCAGCAGCUCUUCUCAACCCGGUGCUUCAGAAGUCUCAGGAUGAUGUAGAUCUUCUAUUUGAGUUUCUUCUAGGUGAGCUGGACAUCGGUGAGGAUCUAAAAAUCACUGUCAAAGAUGAGGAACUCGCUUCAACCAGGAAGGCAAUGACUUUUGACACACUGUGUAAUGAUGUUAUCCCAAAAAGUAUUACAGAAAUACGCAGAUUAAGCUCCAGGCUGUUAGGCUACCCUGGGAUGCUAAAGAAAGAAGAUUUUGAAAGGACGGUAUUGACCAUGGUCUACACAGCAUACAGGACAGCUCAGUCCCAAGGUCAUCAGAAAGACACCUGGGCAGAAUCCUUUGUAAAACUUUACAAGGUUCUGAUGCAUGACUUGAAGUUGCCAUCCAGCUAAGCUCCAACAUCUCAGAGAACUUGAUGCACCAGGAACUUACUGUGAUUAUAGGAAGGAUAUCUGCUUCUCCCUUUUGAUAAGUAAUAAAGGAAACAAACUUUAGAGCUGCAGUCUUGAACAUAUUCCUGAUUCUCUAGCUCCUCCUAGAGGGAAUCUGUUGUAAAAUCUUCUGUAUUGUAUAUUACAGAUUAUAUUAAUUCCUGCUAGAGAAGUUUUCCAAAUCAUCUGGUCUUGUUUUUGAAGUGUAACCAAUGGAUUAAGAAUCCUCUCUCGUGUUUUUAUUUUAUUUCCAUCACUGUCUUUCCCAUGUUUGUAUAGAUUAUCACUCACACAAAUUUUAACCCCAGCUUUUAACUGAAACAGUUAAACUCAGCAAAGCUCAUCUCAUCCUCGGUUGGGAAUUAACCAAGUUUUCCAGGAUAUGGGGGAAUCAGAAAACUUGCAUAUAUAUUUUUUUUACCUCUUCUAAAAGCUCAGGAAAAAAAAUGCUGAUCCCAAUCCUUUUGGAAACUCCCUCUUGCUAUUUCCUCCAAAUACAUUCUUUCUCCCCUUUUCUGUUGAGAAGCGUUGAUAGGAGAUGAAGCAAUGGGUUCAAUCAA
Molecule: messenger RNA, 1281 nt
Organism: Candoia aspera
Lineage: Eukaryota; Metazoa; Chordata; Lepidosauria; Squamata; Candoiidae
Gene: FAM180A
Product: family with sequence similarity 180 member A
Exons: 3
Coding region: 176-682 (168 amino acids)
Source: RefSeq, a predicted model, not a curated record